Choloepus didactylus (southern two-toed sloth) is the source of this 1937-nucleotide messenger RNA. RefSeq names its product kelch domain containing 4 (gene KLHDC4). Bases 122 to 1711 code for a protein of 529 amino acids. The record is from RefSeq and is a predicted model, not a curated record. Lineage: Eukaryota; Metazoa; Chordata; Mammalia; Pilosa; Megalonychidae. The transcript has 12 exons. Gene Ontology annotation, molecular function: protein binding.
GCGGGGCCGGAAGUGACGCCAUCACCGCGCGCCGGGCCCGCCCCCGCAAGCACCUACUUCCGGGCGACGGCGCGGCCCGCUGUCUCCCUGUGUCUCCCGCGCGGCCAGGCUUCCCGGCGCGAUGGGCAAGAAGGGCAAGAAGGAGAAGGGCCGCGGGGCGGAGAAGACGGCCGCCAAGCUGGAGAAGAAGGUGGCCAAGCGCUCGCGGAAGGAGGAGGAGGACCUUGAAGCCCUGAUCGCCCACUUCCAGACCCUCGAUGCCAGGGAGACACGGACCAUGGAGACGCCGUGUGCCCCACCCUCCCCAAGGUUAAAUGCAUCACUCUCUGCUCAUCCUGAGAAAGACGAAUUGAUCCUUUUCGGAGGUGAAUAUUUCAAUGGCCAAAAAACUUUCAUGUAUAAUGAGCUCUAUAUCUACAAUAUUCGAAAGGAUGCUUGGACUAAAGUGGAAAUCCCCAACCCACCUCCAAGGCGCUGUGCACAUCAGGCUGUGGCGGUGCCCCAAGGUGGCGGACAGCUGUGGGUCUUUGGAGGGGAGUUUGCGUCCCCAGAUGGAGAGCGGUUCCACCACUACCGGGAUCUCUGGGUCCUGCAUUUGGCCACCAAGACCUGGGAGCAAGUCAGAUCAACAGGGGGGCCUUCCAGUCGUAGCGGACAUCGGAUGGUAGCCUGGAAGAGGCAGUUGAUUCUGUUUGGUGGUUUCCAUGAGAGUGCAAGAGACUACAUUUAUUACAACGAUGUGUACGCCUUCAGCCUGGACACGCUCACGUGGACGAAGCUGUCCCCAGCAGGUACCGGGCCCUCCCCGCGUUCAGGCUGCCUGCUGUCCGUCACCCCACAGGGUUGCAUCACCGUCUACGGAGGCUACUCGAAACAGAGAGUCAAGAAGGACGUGGACAGAGGCAUCCUGCAUGCGGACAUGUUCCAGCUCAGGUGCGAGGAGGACAAAGCAGGCAGGUGCUCGUGGACACGCGUGAACCCCUCUGGGGCCAGGCCCCCACCCCGCACGGGCUUUUCUGUGGCCGUGGCCCCUGGCCACCAGGUGCUGCUCUUCGGGGGCGUUUGUGACGAGGAGGAUGAGGAGAGCCUGGAGGGCGACUUCUUCAACGACCUGCACUUCUACGACGCCACCAAGAGCCGCUGGUUUGCAGGACAGCUGAAGGGACCAAGGUCCGAGAAGAGGAAGUGCCGGCGAGGCAAGGAGGAGGAGCCCGAGGCAGGUGGCCAGCAGCACCGUGAGGACACCAGCACCCAGCAGCCCCUGGAGGUGGUCAAGGAGGUGGUCACGGAGGAUGGGACCGUGGUCACCAUCAGACAAGUGCUCGCGGCGCCCAGCCCCAUGGAAGGGGCGCACUGCCAAGAUGAGGGCGGCUCUGCGGAGGCUGGUGGGCCCGUGGUGGAGCCGAGCCCCCGCUCCAACGCCCUGCUGGCCGUGAAGCACGGGGUGCUCUACCUGUACGGCGGCAUGUUCGAGGCUGGCGACCGCCAGUUCACCCUCAGCGACUUCUACUGCCUCGACCUGCACAAGAUGGAGGCGUGGAAGGCCCUGAUGGAGAUGGACCCGAAAACCCAGGACUGGCUGGAGGAGACAGACUCGGAAGAUGACAGCAAUGAGGUGGAGGAAGGGGACGAGGAGGACUCCGAGGAGGACGAGGAGGACACAGAGGAGCAGCCCUCGCCGGCAGAGCCUGGUGAGCAGCUUGCUGAGUAGCUGACACGCAUGGAGCUGCCCACAGCGCAACUCGUCCGGGACAGCGCGGGGCUGGGUGUGAAGGGGAGGACGGUGCUGAGAGCAGCCCACGCCACGGCGAGAACUUUUUUUGACAAUUCAGUUUCAGAUGCUACGUGGAGACAAAAGUAAUUAAGUUGAGAAAGUGUGGCUGAUUUCCUUUGGCUUUCUGGGUGUAACUGAAAUAAAUUGGAUUUGUAACAAGGUG